Messenger RNA from Theobroma umbraticum, 945 nucleotides. RefSeq lists its product as uncharacterized. The record is from RefSeq and is a predicted model, not a curated record. NCBI's taxonomy places the organism in Eukaryota, Viridiplantae, Streptophyta, Magnoliopsida, Malvales, Malvaceae.
ACAGCUUAUUAAAGUGAAGUAACAAAAAUCCCAUGAAGAUCCACAAAGAAAUCCCCCAUCCAAUCCAUCCACAGCACAAACUAAAGCUUGAAUACACAGAGAUACCAUUCACCUGCGAUGGCUGUAAAGAAGCUGGCAUUGGCCUCAAAUACAGUUGCCAGCAAUGUGAGUUCGAUUUGCACAAGGCAUGUGCUAUGCCAUCCCCCACCAUUACUCAUCCCUUUUAUAGAAAAUGUGAGUUCCAAUUCUACAAUAAACCCCCAGGGGAACAGAUGAGGAUAUGUGAUGCGUGUAGAAAUGAUGUUCUAGGCUUUGUCUACCACUGCAAGGGAUGCGAUUUUGAUCUUCAUCCUUGUUGUGCAAACCUCCCUCAAGUCCUGGAUGAUGGAGAACAUAAUCUUUACCUCUGCCUCAAGCUUUCCAGCUCCUGCCAUCGCUGUGGUGGCAAAGGACCUGGUUGGUCUUACAGGUCUCAAUGCAAGAGUUAUAAUCUUCAUGUCUCAUGUGUUAAAGAGUUGCUAGUUGAAAGUUGGCAAGCCAUGUACUUAAAUGCUGACAAGAACAAGGUCAGAGAGAUGCAGACCACGAUUCCAAGCCUCAAGGGGACACUGAAAAACCAUCAUGGGGGAAGAGGGGGAAAGGUAAAGAAAUGUUGUCAGAUGGCUGGUGGCGCUGUUCGUCUUAUUGUCUCUGCCAUUCUUGGCGAUCCUACAGCUAUAAUUGCUGCAGUUGUGGCAGGUUUUAUGUCCAAAUAAUAAAGGGGCCAGAAGAUCAAAUUAGUAGUAAGCUUACUACAUCUACACAGCUCGUGUUAUUGCUUUAUUUUACAUGUAAUUAUGAGCUUAAGUCUGAAAGAAGUUUCGUAUUAAUGGUGCUCUAAUAUGUUUGAAAGGUCUUAAUUGGUGUGACUUUUACUAAUGAUAAUAAAAUUAUUGCCUAGCUGAA